Molecule: messenger RNA, 2837 nt
Organism: Condylura cristata (star-nosed mole)
Lineage: Eukaryota; Metazoa; Chordata; Mammalia; Eulipotyphla; Talpidae
Gene: GUCY1A1
Product: guanylate cyclase 1, soluble, alpha 3
Exons: 9
Coding region: 188-2260 (690 amino acids)
Biological process (GO): response to oxygen levels; cGMP biosynthetic process
Cellular component (GO): guanylate cyclase complex, soluble
Molecular function (GO): heme binding; guanylate cyclase activity
Source: RefSeq, a predicted model, not a curated record
CCUGCAGCCCGGACUCAGUGGUUGAGCAGCCUCGCGGUCAGUCACACAGCGUGGCGGUGUGGUCAUGUGAUUUCAGGGUCACCCCACAUUUCCAGUGUCCUUGAUCUGAGGGUGGCUUCUCUUUGCCAGUGCCACAUAAGAACAGCUUCCCAGGAGGAGACCUGCUCAGGAGAGAGAGCCCGCCAUCAUGUUCUGCACGAAGCUGAAGGAUCUCAAGAUCACUGGAGACUGCCCGUUCUCCUUAAUGGCAGUGGGGCAGGCCCCUAGAGAGUCCUCUGAGGAAGUAGCAGGGAGCUCGGAGAGCUGUGAGACAACUGUCCCCAUCUGUCAGGACCUGCCUGAGAAGAAUGCCCAAGGAAACCGUCCUCAAAGGAAGACCAGCCGGAGCCGAGUCUAUCUCCACACUUUGGCAGAAAGCAUUUGCAAGCUGAUUUUCCCAGAAUUUGAGCGGUUGAACCUUGCUCUUCAGAGAACACUGGCAAGACAUAAAAUCAACGAAAACAGGAAAUCUUUGGAACGAGAAGACAUUGAAAAAAUAAUUGUUGACCAAGCAGUUGCAGCAGGACUUCCAGUGGAGAACGUCAAGGAAUCCCUCGGUGAAGAGCUUUUUAAAAUAUGUUAUGAGGAAGACGAACACAUUCUAGGGGUGGUUGGAGGAACCCUCAAAGAUUUUUUGAACAGCUUCAGCACCCUUCUGAAACAGAGUAGCCACUGCCAAGAAGCAGAAAAGAGAGGCAGGCUUGAGGAUGCGUCCAUUCUGUGCCUGGAUAAGGACCAGGAUUUCUUGAACGUUUACUAUUUCUUUCCUAAGAAAAUCACAUCCCUGAUUCUUCCAGGCGUCAUUAAGGCAGCUGCUCACAUAUUGUAUGAAACUGAAGUGCAAGUGUCAUUAAUGACCUCCCGCUUCCCUAGUGAUGGUGGCGAGUUUGCCAAUCAGCCUUAUUUGCUGUACUCUGUUCACAUCAAAAGCACCCAGCCCUCUCUGCCCCCCGGCAAGCCUCAGUCCUCGCUGGUGAUCCCCGCUUCUCUCUUCUGCAAGACCUUUCCAUUCCACUUCAUGUUUGACAAAGAUAUGCUCAUCUUGCAAUUUGGUAAUGGCAUUCGAAGGCUGAUGAACAGGCGAGACCUUCAAGGAAAGCCUCAUUUUGAAGAGUACUUUGAAAUUCUGACCCCCAAAAUCAGCCAAACCUUCAGUGGGAUCAUGACGAUGCUGAAUAUGCAGUUUGUGGUCCGAGUGAGAAGAUGGGACAACUCAGUUAAGAAAUGUUCACGGGUUAUGGACCUCAAAGGCCAAAUGAUCUACAUUGUGGAAUCCAGCACCAUCUUGUUCUUAGGGUCACCCUGUGUGGACAGAUUGGAAGAUUUUACAGGGCGAGGGCUCUAUCUCUCAGACAUCCCAAUCCACAAUGCCCUGCGGGAUGUGGUCUUGAUAGGGGAACAAGCCAGGGCCCAAGAUGGCCUGAAGAAGAGACUGGGCAAGCUGAAGGCCACCCUUGAGCAAGCCCACCAAGCCCUGGAGGAGGAGAAGAAGAAGACUGUUGACCUUCUGUGCUCUAUCUUCCCCUGUGAGGUCGCGCAGCAGCUGUGGCAAGGGCAGGUCGUGCAAGCCAAGAAGUUCAAUAACGUCACCAUGCUUUUCUCAGACAUCGUGGGGUUCACGGCCAUCUGCUCGCAGUGCUCACCCCUGCAGGUCAUCACCAUGCUCAACGCCCUGUACACGCGCUUUGACCAGCAGUGCGGAGAGCUGGAUGUCUACAAGGUGGAGACCAUAGGUGAUGCGUACUGUGUGGCUGGGGGAUUGCACAGAGAAAGUGACACCCACGCUGUCCAGAUCGCACUGAUGGCCCUGAAGAUGAUGGAGCUCUCUAAUGAAGUCAUGUCUCCGCAUGGAGAGCCUCUCAAGAUGCGAAUCGGAUUGCACUCCGGCUCGGUGUUUGCUGGAGUAGUCGGAGUUAAAAUGCCCCGUUACUGCCUUUUUGGGAACAACGUCACCUUGGCUAACAAAUUCGAGUCCUGCAGUGUCCCACGGAAAAUCAAUGUCAGCCCAACGACUUACAGAUUACUCAAAGACUGUCCAGGAUUUGUGUUCACUCCUCGCUCAAGGGAGGAACUUCCACCAAACUUCCCCAGUGAAAUUCCUGGAAUCUGUCAUUUUCUGGAAGCUUAUCACCAAGGAGCAUCAUCAAAACUGUGUUUCCAAAAGAAAGAUGUUGAAGAUGGCCAUGCUAAUUUUUUAGGCAAAGCAUCCGGGAUAGAUUAGCAGAACAUUUAGUUAAUUAUUAGUUUUGGGGGCUUGACUCCUUGAGCUUAUGUGGAACUUCCAAAAGCACUUUAGGUUUGCAGAUGGCUAAAGAGCAGUAUUAAAAUUUCAGGAGCUCAGUCACAAUCUACUUUUUCUUCCACUUAACAUGAUAAGAUAUGUUCACUUUAGUACUUCAGUGAAAAAAAAAUGAAAGAAACCUCAAAAUUUGACUUUUGGGGGCUACUUCUGUUAAAUAAUGAUCACUCACUCUCUAUUGCAAAGUUUAGCACCUUGUAUAUAAACCAGCAGUCAUGGCCCUAUGGAGUGGCCACUGUCUCACGCCUGCUGGAAUCCCUUGGUUAUGAAAUUGUAUUUGUGAUAGUCUUGCCAUAAAAAGCUUUUCAUGUAGAAAUUACAGUCUUUGAUAUGAUCAGCUCUUUCAACCUCUCCACUCUGCAUUUUAUUAUACUUCCUCAUUUAACUGUUAGCAUACAACCUUAAAAAUAGAUUAAGUUUUUCUGUUGCACUUUUUAAGAGAAAAUAAGCAGUUAUGGGUUAGAUGCAAUAUGAGUAUAAAAUAAUUCCUCUGUAAAUA